Gryllus bimaculatus (two-spotted cricket) is the source of this 2533-nucleotide messenger RNA. NCBI's taxonomy places the organism in Eukaryota, Metazoa, Arthropoda, Insecta, Orthoptera, Gryllidae. The record is from the annotation of a GenBank genome assembly.
GGGAGACGCAGGGCGAGAGGUGAUGGGGGCCGCGCGAGUUGCGCUGUGGGCGCUGCUGUGCGCUGCACUGGCACAGGGGGCCUUGGCGACCACGCCCCCCUCCUCGCCCUUCGUGCUCCGCAAGUGCUGUGCCCUGGACCAAAUCCUCAACGACAACUUGAGCGCUUGUGUUCCUCUGAAGAACGCCACUCAUCUCAGCUUAAACAUAGCCAUCAUUCAGAAGGAAAACCUCUGGUGGAUGGACGCUAAAGUCCGCGUUGCUCCGAAAGGGAAGAUUGAGAAGCUGUCGGCUCUAGCGCAGAAUGCAACGGUGCUCUACGAAGAACGGCCCUGCGAGGCGGAUAUCACGUCCAUCCUGUGGACCACAGAAGCUUCACUCUACAUGAACGGAUCUCUUGGGAUGGAGCUGACCAGGGCGGAUGGUGGUCCAACCGAAAAAUUUGUGCUCCCUCCGAAAGAUUACUGCAUGGACAGGACUACGCUGUCAGGGAAGCUUUACCUCGCCUUCCUGGCCUGCCCGUGCAAACACGUGGUGUGCGUCCGCAAGUGCUGCGAUAACAAGCGUAUGCUGACUAUGUCAGAAGCUAUCGCUAUGAAGCAAGAAGCUCACUGCGACGGCAAACUUCCCGAAAAGUUUACGUGGAUCGCACCGUUCACAGCGCUCACUGCAGGAUCAGGGCCUGGGCAGGGGAACGUGGCCUACGCCCGCCUUCGAGGGCCGUUUCCUAACACGUGCCCAUCAGGUCGGAUGAAUGUAGUGGUUGAAAUGAGUGACAAGUUCAACAGCAAACUUUUGCCGAACGGAUCGUUGCUAGCAGACGUGACCGGGUCUCCAUUUGCUGUUCGCCAAUUCUGUGUGGAUUACGGCAAGGACAUCAGUAAGGAAGGUUACUUCGCCUACGUAUGUGCGAAGGAAGAUUUAGUCCAAUCGGGACCCGAAACCUAUGACAUGGAAGAACUACCUGUACCUGGUGCUGUAACCUGGUCGGGACUGGCGUCGCUGCUAGCUACUCUGGCGGUGUACGCGCUGCUGCCAGAGCUCCGCGGCCCAGUGUACGCCAAGGCGCUCAUGUGCCACGUGCUGCCCUAGCGGCGGGCGUACUCACCCUGGCGGUGAGCGAGUGCGUCUCCGUCGACACCUACGCCAAGUGCGCGUUCUUAGCGUUCUUUGGCCAGUUCUUCCUUCUUGCCGCCUUUUUUUGGCUCACAGUCUUGUGCUUCGACUUCACUCGCGGCUUCAUGGACCUUCUGCCGAUUAACGACGCGAGAUCCGCCGGCCGCCGCCUGCUGUACUACUCGCUGUUCGCGUGGAGCGGCCCCACCAUCAUCGUGACCAUCACCGUCGCCCUCAACUACUCGCCGGGCCUUCCUGAUUGGCUGCAGAAGCCUGAGAUUGGAUUGUAUAGCUGCUGGUUUAGCCCUACGUGGGCGAAAUUCUUCUACCACUAUGGCCCGGUGGCGUGUCUCCUGCUGGCCAACAUUUUCAUGUUCUCCUACACGAUGUUUCGACUACGCUCAGCUCAACGUAGUGGAAGAGGUAUGCUGAAGAACGAAGAUUCCUGCCUCACCGGCGGCUAUUUGAGAAAACGACGAGAACGGAUGUUGCUGUACGCGAAGCUAUUCGCGCUGAUGGGUGUGACGUGGUUGCUGGAGGUGGUGGUGUGGGCGGCGGGUGCAGACGACAUCACCAUGGCUUUAGUAGAUGCCGUUAACGUUCUCCGCGGCCUGGGUGUCUUCGCAGCCUGUUGCUGCAAGAGAAACGUACUUAACGCCCUCAGGGACCGCUUGUCGUGCCUGGACAAACACCAUUUGGACCACUCUUCAUCAUCUUACACGCACAGUACUGACGUAUCACUUCGCAACUCUUCCAUGAGUGACGGAACACAUCUUAAACGGAUAGCUACCACUCACAUAUCUGCAACAUUCGAGUAAACGUUGUCAUCUCUAAUCAUUUGUGUAGCGUAAAUGCAUUUUAACAUCGACAUUGUGAUGCCGAUUACUUGUUGUCAAUUAAGUUUCAAAAUUGAUCUUAAUAAUAUUUUUAAAAACUAUAUCAGACUAUUCAGAUUCCAUUUAAUCUGUAGAUUAUUAAUGGAUCAGUGGUUACGGCAUUACUAUUCUGCGAAUCAAAAGUAAUAUUUUAAUUUAAAAUACUCAGUAUUCUGAAGUUGCCAUGGAUGAAAAUGUCAUAAGAAAGAAAUGUUACUUAAUGAAAAUAAAUUAUUAUUUUUCUGAUCAAAUUUCUACCCACGAAACCGAAAACCACUUACAAGAUAGUAAGUAUACUUUCUUGGGGGAGUAGUCAAUCUUUUGUCAUAGUAUUAUAACAAGGAUAAUUUAUAAGAGAAAUAAAAUAAAAUAAUUUAAUAUAAACUACAAUGUUAAAGAUAAUGUAAUUCAAUUUUUUGAAUUCAUAAUGAGAAAUAAUAAAUAUUGACAUAACACUCAGAAAUUAUUUUUUAUUAUAAGAUGAGAAGAAUGAGUAGAAAUUGCGUUGACAUUUCCCAAGACGGUUUAUAAAGUAUCUUAUAAU